AUGCCGUUGAACCCGGAAUGCGGGACAGGAUUGAUUGAAAAGUUAGAAAUUGCUGCCUCCACAGAAAGAGAACCCCCUAGCUCCUUACACGUUUCGGCCCCUCAUGCCAUGUUUAUGCCAUCCAUGGGCCUGCCUCAUAACAUCCCGUGCCUGAGACACAAUUGUGAAACGCCACCUACGAGUGCGAGAAAGGGCCAGUCGGGAGCUCGCUUGUUGUUUUACCUACGUAGCCCUCUGUACGCUCCCUAUUGUACAUUUUUGGCCCGACCU
Messenger RNA from Pyricularia pennisetigena, 270 nucleotides. RefSeq lists its product as uncharacterized. The transcript has 2 exons. The annotation marks the transcript as partial. NCBI's taxonomy places the organism in Eukaryota, Fungi, Ascomycota, Sordariomycetes, Magnaporthales, Pyriculariaceae. The record is from RefSeq and is a predicted model, not a curated record.